AUGCCUAGAAAGGCGUUCCUCCACGACCUCCACGAGGCUUCUACGCCCGGGAGGUUCCCAGCUUUGACGAACGUGAAGUCUGGCGAGGACGAUGGCACCUUGUCCUGCUCCUUGAUUCUCAGUGAAGAUCCCAGGCAGUCGGUGGACCUUGAGUUCAUGGUCACAGACAUCUCACUGUACCCGAAGGAACAUGAGUUUCUUAUCUACACUACCUCAGAAGAUGUCCCCCAGUACGUUACUGAAGUGCUUGGACAGGCUCAGCAGGCAAUUAGCCGCCUGGAAAUUCCGGACAUGCUAUCGCAGCUCAGCUAUACAUUUCAGAAAAAAGUGGAACCGGAAAACGAUGGACAAUGCGAUUUUGCUGACGACAUUUUUCUAAAUGAAGAUGAGGACUCGGUUUAUUCUGGAAUAGAAGACGCUAUUCCGGAUUUAAAUGAUGACGAGUAUCACUUUUCUCCUGUUCCGCAGCAGACCCAGCUAACUCACCCGGACACUAUCACAGAGGAGAUACAAGACUCUGAGGAACUGUUAUGCAAGAUAUCAGAAGACUUGAAAACAGCGAAACUGGCCGGCUUCCGCGUGGGAUAUCUAGGGAAUAAGCUGUGCCCCAUUAUUUCUGUUUCAUGUCGCAUUUCUAAACUUGGAAUAUCAGAAGACGCAAUGAAGGCAUGGCACAUCAAGGAGACGCAGUAUUUGGUUUGUCUUAUUCGGUACAUUGGGAAAUAUCAAUCUCUGGAAAACCUGCUCCUUGAACUAACCGGAAAAUCAUCGGUCGAGGUACGCGUUGGCAUUUGCAACGUGUAUAAACCUUCUAUAAGCACUGCCCUCCAGAUGUUUGACCAAGUCGCCCAAGGCGCAAAGUCCCGCGUUGCUAUAUGUGGGAAUGGCUCACCAAACAAUGACGACAUUGUAUACUCUUUUAUUAGCGGGCCUCUCAAUGCCUUGUUUAAUGAAAGAUUUAUUAAGAUACUACGCUAUAGACACGAUUUUGGUCAAACUUGGUCUGGGGCAGAACGAUUUUUCAACGAAUGUCAGGGUAAACCCGUCGGCAGCUCGGACCCAACAUCUCAUAUCUACCAAGAGCCGGAUAUUUCUGAAGAGAAAGCUGCCAUGCUCCCAAGUGCUCUCUCAGCAGAUCAUCUGUUGGAAAAGAAUGGUUCAGGGGCUUCCUUCCCUCUGAUAGCUAUGCAGUUCAUGCUCCGUCAUUUCGUAAGAUGCACGGAGUUCUGUCUUGUCUGUCAUUGCAAGACAAAUGAUAAUUACGAGGCUCUAAGGCCUUAUGUUUGCUCCAAGAGUUUAUGCCUAUUCCAAUACAUGACCUUAGGAUUCGGACCUAGCUUGGAAUGGGAGAUCAUGACGCAACCUUAUGUGGUUGACUUGCUGGUCAGCUUUACUUAUUCUAGCGCGACUCGACAUCGCCUUGUCGACCCACCUACAGGACUUGGGAUUAUGGUUCCAGGCGGCAUGCACGAUGCAAAUUACAAAAAUCUCUGCAGUGAUGCCGUGGAAUCUACAGCCAAUUCUCACAGAGAAGUACGCUUUGAAGUAAGCUUUGACGAAUCAAAUAUGACUAUGAGUUUUGCUGGCAGUAUCCUGAACCAUCGAGUAUGCGUGGGAGACUGGUUAGUCAUUAUUGACGAAGGGCGUUAUCUCCAUUGUCGUAUCACCGAUACAAGCUUUUGGCCUUCAGUUGACAUUUCAAGCCCAAUCGAGGUAUCAAAGUCUCGAGAGGCCAUAGAGAAUGAGACAAUGCCAAUUCCUAAAUUGGUCAAGGCUGCUUGGUAUGGACAGAACUUCGAUGAUCUCAAUCCAAAGGCACAGCAUCAAAUGAUAGUGUCUCUUCUCGAUACCCUUCCAACAGUAGUUGAAAUGAAGCAGUACCUGAUGGAGAACUCUAGGGGCUCGCAGCCCACACUUUCACAAUGGAAAGAUAGGAUUUCAAAAUCUGCUCUCGAUCUGUUACGAUGGAUAGUCGCAUCAAACCGUUCGUGCAUCAUUCAAGAUGACCCCGAUCCGACAGAAGACAGUGCUGACACCAACCAAGCCAAUGAUGACCGUGUUGGCGGAGUUCCUGGCUAUAUGCAAUUUCGUUUUGCGCAGGGGGCUCCAGACAAGGAGGAACGAUUUUUUAAAGCCGUCAUAACUAAAAAUGAAAACUUUAUACACCCUCAUGCUACCAUUUUUGCAUGGCAUGGUAGCCACCUCUCGAACUGGCACGGCAUUCUACGCGAAGGAUUGCACUUCAAGGAAAUCGUGCAUGGACGAGCAUUUGGCGAUGGUGUCUACAUGAGCACAAGCUUCGCUACGGCUGCAGCCUACAUUAGUUCUAAUUUAGGUUGGAGCUUUGGGUCUCCUACUGAAACGUGGCCCAACAGCAAGUUAGGAGUUACCGGCGCAAUAUCGUUGAACGAAGUGGUGAAUUCUCCUAGUGAGUUUGUUAGCACCUCACCACAUCUGGUUGUAUCUCAGCUGGAUUGGAUUCAAACGAGAUAUCUAUUUGUUCGAUGCUCCUUAAACAAGGAAAUUGGAGUCAAUACACCAUCAAUAAUACUUCCAUAUUAUCGUCAAGAUCCGAAAUACGUUGCCCUCGGCCCAAAUUACAAGACAAUCACAAUUCCUUUGUCUGCAUUCAGCCAGAAGCGCCGCCUUGCUCUGGGCAUGACAGCUGUCAGCUAUCCCCCGACAAACGCUCCUGCUAAUUUCCCUACAAAACAAGAUAACGUCGUUGCAAGUUCAUCAACCAAGAAAACUAUAUCGAUACCCCAGAGCCAAGCUGCUCAGGGCCGAGGCUCCACCUCCGGCUCGGCGAACAGCCACGCGGGAGUAACCCCAAGUUAUUACACUAAUAAUACCCCUUCCCAGCAGACUGCUGGUUUAUUUAUAUCAGGCAAACCCAAUCAUGUGGAAACCGACGGGUAUCUCAGCGACGAGACAGAUGUUGAUGAUCUCAAUAUCUAUAUAGAGGCCGACAGUAUUAGGAGUAAACAAGCUAAAGACAACAAUCUACAGCAGUUCCCUCAAGAGAGUGGCACCAAGGGCAAAAACAAGGCCCAGAAUGAAACAGACUUUAUCCCCGGGACCCUGGAUUCAGCGUCUCUCCCUAUGAUAGCAGCACCGGACAACGCAACUCCCUCAGCAACGGCAUCUCUCCAGCGUGACCUACGAGGAGCGCUUCGUAUUCAGGACAACGAGCCGCUGGCUGAUCUGGGCUGGUAUAUUGACCCAAACUUAGUCGAGAAUGUCUACCAAUGGAUUGUGGAGCUACAUUCCUUUGACCCUUCUCUCCCCUUGUCUCGGGAUAUGGCAAAAGCAGGAAUCAAGUCUAUUGUUUUAGAAGUUCGCUUCCCCCAGCAAUACCCGAUGUCGCCACCAUUUGUUCGUGUUAUUCGCCCCCGAUUUUUGGGAUUUCAACAGGGUGGAGGUGGCCAUGUCACCGCUGGUGGCGCACUUUGCAUGGAACUCCUAACAAACUCUGGUUGGUCCGCCGUGUCUAGCAUCGAGAGUGUUUUAUUGCAGGUUCGCAUGGCAAUUUCUAGUACAGACCCUCAACCUGCAAGACUAGUUCCUGGCCAGGAUGCUCGGAAGGACAGGAUUUUGGAGUACGGUGUUGCGGAAGCUGUAGAAGCAUUCGUUAGGGCGUGCAAGGCUCAUGGUUGGCAAAUCCCAGCGGAUUUCCACCGAGAGUCCAAGGCCGCCUUGGCUGCCGAAGCAUCAUCUUAUAAAAAUUGA
This is a messenger RNA of Trichophyton rubrum CBS 118892, 3729 nucleotides long. RefSeq lists its product as uncharacterized. The coding region runs from base 1 to 3729 and encodes 1242 amino acids. The record is from RefSeq and is a predicted model, not a curated record. NCBI's taxonomy places the organism in Eukaryota, Fungi, Ascomycota, Eurotiomycetes, Onygenales, Arthrodermataceae. The transcript has 2 exons. Gene Ontology annotation, molecular function: NAD+ poly-ADP-ribosyltransferase activity.